Corylus avellana is the source of this 1398-nucleotide messenger RNA. Its product is annotated as stearoyl-[acyl-carrier-protein] 9-desaturase, chloroplastic. Lineage: Eukaryota; Viridiplantae; Streptophyta; Magnoliopsida; Fagales; Betulaceae. Gene Ontology annotation, biological process: fatty acid metabolic process. The record is from RefSeq and is a predicted model, not a curated record. Gene Ontology annotation, molecular function: stearoyl-[ACP] desaturase activity. Gene Ontology annotation, cellular component: chloroplast stroma.
CUUAAUGGGAGCACGUCUCGAUCUAAGUAUAUCCGACAAGCAAGAGAGUCAAGUGCAUGUCCAGAGUUUUAGCAACAAAUUAAGCAAAGGUUAAAAAUGGCUGUAAAGCUCAACAAUUUCUCCUUUCAAUCCCUCCCUUCAGUUGCACUCCUACCUGCAAGAGCUCAGAGAUCUCCCAAGUUUUCUAUAACUUCCACCAUCUAUUCCAGCUCUAAAGGGAAAGCAAUGUCUUCAGGUCGUGCCGGAGAAGCUAAUGUUAACGUAGUCCGUCCUAUGCUACCACCAAAAAAUGAUGAAAUUUUCAAAUCCAUGGAGGAUUGGGUUAGGAGUGAUAUCUUAAUUCUCCUAAAACCUGUCGAGAAAUCGUGGCAGCCACAUGAUUUUUUGCCAAAUCCUACCUCAGAUGGAUUUAUUGAGCAAGUAAAUGAACUUAGGGAGAGAGCAAAGGACAUUCCUGAUGACUACUUUGUUGUCUUAGUCGGUGAUAUGAUUGUGGAAGAAGCCCUUCCAUCUUACCAUACACUUCUCGGCAGCUCAAACAUAUUUUACGAUGAAACAGGUUGCGACAAUACUCCUUGGGCAACAUGGGCAAGGGGAUGGAGUGCAGAAGAAAACAGACAUGGUGAUCUUCUCAACAAAUACCUCUUCCUUUCCGGGCGAGUGGAAAUGAAACAAAUCGAAAAGACCACACAAUAUUUGAUUGGGUCAGGAACGGAUUUCGGCCCCAGGACAAGUCCCAGUUAUUUAACUAUCUACACAUCGUUUCAAGAAAGAGCAACAUUUAUCUCUCAUGCUAAUACAGCCAAGCUUGCCAUGAAGUACGGGGACAAAAAGCUUGCACAAAUAUGUGGCACAAUUGCCGCAGAUGAGAAGCGUCACGAAACUGCUUACACCAAAAUAGCUGGGAAGUUUUUUGAGCUUGAUCCAAAUGAAGCAAUCAUUGCCUUUUCUGACCUGCUGAGGAGGAAAGUAUCAAUGCCAGGCCACUUAAUGUAUGACGGCAAUGAUGAAAAUCUUUUUUAUCACUUUUCUAAUGUUUGUUCCCGAAUUGGGGUGUACACGGCCAGGGACUACGUAACAAUAUUGGAACAUUUUGUUGGUACAUGGAAUGUGGAGAAACUAAGUGGACUUUCCAGUGAGGGACGAGAAGCCCAGGAUUAUGUAGGUGGAUUAGUUCAAAGACUGAGAAGUUUAGAGGAAAGAGCUCAAGCAAGGGCAAAAAAAGCACCCGCUGUUCCUUUCAGCUGGAUUUCCGGUAGGGAGGUGUAGGCUGUGUAGCCAUGCAUAAAAGCAAAUUAAGGGAGUUUGCAAUAAACCCCAAAUUAAUAUUCCCUUCUUUGUAUUUUGUCAUAUUACAGUAAUCUCCUUACUUCGAGUCCAGUUUGAUUUUGUUGUUAA